CUGAUAGCAGUGGCGUAGAGGCGAGUCACGCGGACGGCAAAGGAAGCUUGCAGCUCCAGUCGGGGACCAGAUCAGCAUCCGAUCACUGCAUGGUGGUUGGGCCUGGCCCUGGCUGGUAUCGGCGCCUGACAUCACGUUGAAACAAGAAAAAGAAAAAUAUGGAGUUCACUGGCUGCAGAAGACACUGUCACCAUGCCUUCCUGACAGCCAUGCUAAUCUGACAGGUUUCUUCUCGCUGUCCUUGGCGGAUCCCCAGCUUCACUGCAAUUCGCAGCGGUGCUUGUCUAGGCCAGAUCCUCUUAUUAUCGCCAUGGAUGUCCUGAUCCAUCGCCUUCCGAGGAGUACAGCUUGGAAUAAUCCUUGAUUCUUCUUCCCUUAUCGCUGUGUUUCCCUGAUUUGCCGCCGCGUGUAUACGAGCAUUUUCGUCCUCUAAGCAUACUCAAUCCCACUUGCCUGAGAUAAAAUUCUCUGUGACUAUCUCCCUUUGUAUCGUGUGUGAAAGCUUUUGCAGAGUUUUCCCUUCACGUACACAAUGUUCAGAUCCACCAUCGUUCGUCAAGCUGCCAAAGCACUUUCUCAGUCACUACGCCCCGCUGUGUUGGCAGCUACAGAACAGCGAUCUUUAGAUACCUUUGUCCGCUCGCUUUCCUCGACAGCUCACCGUUUGAAUAAAGACGAUGAUAUCAAGAAGGACCCCUUCCUAACAGCUACCAACAAAGCUCCUGAGGGUACAUUAGGCGAGACAGAAGGUCGUUUUGCCCGUACUGAUGAGAAUGUCAAAUUCGAAUAUCCCGAUGACGAGAAUAUGCCUCGGUCGCCGAUCGUCCAGGGUCGUGGUGGCAUGCACUUCAAGCGUACACUGGCUCAGUUCUCCCUCGAAAACAGGGUUACUCUUGUGACCGGUGGUGCUCGCGGCCUGGGAUUGACCAUGUCCCAGGCAAUUGUGGCCUCGGGGUCGGAUGUGGCUAUUGUUGACUUGAACAGAGAGGAAGCGCAAGACCAGGCCGCAAAGCUCGUGGAACAAUUUCAGAAGGAGAAUCCGGGUCUUGAAUGUGAUCAAUUGCCCACCGUCACCGCUCACUACGCCGAUGUGUCCAACCCCGAGUCUGUGAGCAAGGCUAUUGCAGAAGUCAUCGAGAAGCACGGCAAGAUUGAUCACCUAGUGACUUCUGCUGGGUUUACUGAGAACUUCGACGCCAUAUCCUACCCUUAUGACCGGAUGCAGAAGUUGUGGGGCGUCAACGUGGAUGGCACCUACCUAUUUGCUACCGGAGUGGCCAAGCACCUCAUGGAGCGCAAGGCACCGGGCAGCAUUGUCAUGAUAGGUAGCAUGUCUGGUGCUAUUGUUAAUGUCCCCCAGCCCCAAGCUCCAUACAAUGCAGCCAAAGCUGCUGUCCGUCACCUUGCCUCUUCCUUCGCCGUUGAGUGGGCCCGACAUGACAUUCGUGUUAAUUGCAUCAGUCCCGGAUAUAUGCUGACUGCGCUUACUCGGAAGAUCCUCGAGGAAAAUCCUGACCUCCGCGACAAGUGGAUCUCCCUGAUUCCCACAGGCAAGAUGGGUACCCCAGAAGACCUGAUGGGUGCUGUUACCUUCCUCCUGAGUGAUGCUUCCCGCUACGUAACGGGUGCGGAUCUCCGCGUUGACGGUGGCUAUACCCUGACCUAAAACACAACUGACUGUUACGAUGCUGUUUACUGUACGAAAUAUGAUUUGCAUGAUACAAGAUUUUCCAGGAACCCGGCUGCUUGAUAAAUGAACUUGUUUAUUCUAUGGUGAGGCGUGCGAUCUAUCACUCUCGCGGUAUUCGUCCCCAAAAUACUUCGUUUUUCUAUUUCACAUUCGUUGUGGCCAAGAUAGCUCUCACUAUGGUGCUCAUUUUUGAUGGAGUUUAGCAUAGUUUCACAAAAGUGAGAUAAUAACCUUGAUUUUACUGUCGAUUUAGAACCAGCACCAAAA
This is a messenger RNA of Aspergillus welwitschiae, 1957 nucleotides long. Its product is annotated as putative D-arabinitol dehydrogenase ArbD. NCBI's taxonomy places the organism in Eukaryota, Fungi, Ascomycota, Eurotiomycetes, Eurotiales, Aspergillaceae. The annotation marks the transcript as partial. The record is from RefSeq and is a predicted model, not a curated record. Gene Ontology annotation, cellular component: intracellular anatomical structure. The transcript is spliced from 5 exons. Gene Ontology annotation, molecular function: oxidoreductase activity, acting on NAD(P)H, oxygen as acceptor.